Messenger RNA from Macadamia integrifolia, 708 nucleotides. RefSeq lists its product as uncharacterized. The record is from RefSeq and is a predicted model, not a curated record. The transcript is spliced from 2 exons. NCBI's taxonomy places the organism in Eukaryota, Viridiplantae, Streptophyta, Magnoliopsida, Proteales, Proteaceae. Bases 10 to 483 code for a protein of 157 amino acids.
GAUGGUUCCAUGUCUGGAUUCUCUACCAACCCGGGGAGGCUUUGGUUGCCAAUGAAAAUGAAUCCCACAGUGGGGAGGCACCCACGAGGGUUGAGAGUAGAGAGAGCAUUACGGACAGCCACUUCCCUGUCUCCCAAAAAAUGCGUGCCUUCAGAGGAUACGAACCGCCAUUUUUCUAUUUUACAGGAAGUCAGGAGCUAUGAGGCCAAGUCAAACACGCCCAUGUACAUUGUAACUCAGAUAUGCCCCGUCUGCCUUCAGGGGAAAAAGAAGUGCAGGAAGAAGUUAAAUGUUUUCCAUGCGGGAACUCGGAAUUAUUUGAAGCCUUUCGUCAAGGUUCAACAACUACAUCUAACGGUGAUAUUGAGACUCCAAUAUUCAUCAAAGUCUAUGGAACACAUAAGCGGGAAAUGUUUGUUAUUUAAAUGGUGGAGUUUCCGCAAUAUUUUUGCAAAUGGGCUCGCAUCAAUACAAAUGUGGUAAAGCUAAUAGGAUUUUUACUGUAGCUGAAUGAACCAAGCCACCAAAUUACAAACAGAAGAAAAGAAAAUUUGCAAACAUGGAUUCUUUUGAAGAAUCAAAGAAUGAUAUGAAUAUUUGGAUGUCCUUUUUACAGUCUUCUACAACUAUUUUCAUGCAUGGGUUUUCUGCUUCUUCACAUCUAACUUUGUUAUUAGUUUUAUCUAUUUCUUGGGCUUACAAGAGAUG